Molecule: messenger RNA, 1032 nt
Organism: Acanthosepion pharaonis
Lineage: Eukaryota; Metazoa; Mollusca; Cephalopoda; Sepiida; Sepiidae
Source: the annotation of a GenBank genome assembly
AUGAUUUUCAGCAUAAAGAGCCCUGAGAGUCCUAAGAAAUCCCUAAGCCCAGACUUACCAAAGAAUGUACAAAAAAGUCAGCUCAAACAAGAUGGCACACAACUAACACAUGCAAAGAGACCAAUUGAUAUCAGCUGUUUAGAAAAAGGUCCUCCAGAAAAACAUCUGAAAUUUGAUUCCAGUCCACCACCAUUUUUUGGAAGUUUCAGUGAAGACUCUCUGAAUUCUAUAACAGUUGAAGAACCUAAUAAAGAAAGCGUUUUGCGCAAUCUACUUGUGAAUGGAGAAGACCUGAACAAUGGCUAUAGUGUCAACAGACCUUUAACAUCACCAAGUUUCAUGACGGAUUUGCUAUAUCUCAAUACAAAGUCCAUGUCACCAACAUCAAAUCGGUUAUUACUACCACGUCUAACUCAGUCGGACUAUCUUUUCUAUUUUUUCUUUUCUCUUUCUUCCUCUUUUUCUUCUUUUUCUUCAUCUUUUUCUUUUUUCCUUUCUACUUUUUCUUUUCUUGCCCUACUUUUCUUUUCCUUCUCUCUCUAUUUUUUCUUUUCUCCCCACUUUUUUUUUCUUUCCUCCUCUUCUUUUUCUUUCCCCCUCUUCUUUUUCUUUCCCCCUCUUCUUUUUCUUUCCCCCUCUUCUUUUUCUUUCCUCCUCUUCUUUUUCCUUUUCUUUUCCUUUUUUCUUUCUUUUCCUUUUUUCUUUCUCUUGUCUUUCUUUUCUCUUGUCUUUCUUUUCUCUUGUCUUUCUUUUCUCUUGUCUUUCUUUUCUCUUGUCUUUCUUUUCUCUUGUCUUUCUUUUCUCUUGUCUUUCUUUUCUCUUGUCUUUCUUUUCUCUUGUCUUUCUUUUCUCUUGUCUUUCUUUUCUCUUGUCUUUCUUUUCUCUUUGUCUUUCUUUUUCUCUUGUCUUUCUUUUCUCUUGUCUUUCUUUUCUCUUGUCUUUCUUUUCUCUUGUCUUUCUUUUCUCUUGUCUUUCUUUUCUCUUGUCUUUCUUUUCUCUUGUCUUUCUUUUCUCUUCUUCUCAAAUAUAUAA